AUGGCAGGCGUGCCAUCCGGAACGGGGUUCCCGCCCCGGCCCGGGGCGGGCGCCGCGCAGCCUGCGUUGCCGAGCUGGGUGGUGCAGCAACAGCUGCUCGCAACGCAGCGCGCGAACGCCCACUUCUACGCAUACAACGGGGAUGCCCACCAGCUUCAGAGAAAUGACGCGCAAGGCAUCCCGCAGGUCUAUUCGGUCACCUACGGCGCGGCCCCGCCCCUCCUGAUCAACAGCGAGGGCCUCACGGCGAUCCACGUCGCCUGCCGCGGCGCCGCGUGCGCGUGCGAGGCCGCGAGCCCCUCGACGUGGCCCAACCUGGUCGCGCUCCUCGUCGCCUCGGGCCAGCACGCCUCCAAGCCGGCGCCCAACCCCGAGGGAACCACCCCGCUCCACGAGCUCCUCGCCCACGCCGAGCCGGGCGCCUACCGCGCCGUCGCCGCGGUCAUCACCACGCUGGCCAUGCUCGGCGCCGACGUCAACGCCCGCCUCCAGGCCUCCGGCACCUCCCCGCUCCAGGCCCUCCUCGCGCGCAUGGCCUCCUGGGACUCCAGCGUCGAGCGCAAGCGCGAGGCCAUCGCCGCCAUGCACCGCUGGGUCGAGGUGCUCGACCUCCUGCACCAGUACGGCGCCCGGGUCGACCACUGCGACAGCCAGGGCGCGACGCUCGCGCACGCGGCCGCGCGGAUGGAGUGCCCCGCGGCGAUCGAGUGGCUCGCGGCCGUCGGGGCGCCCCUCCACGACGAGUCGCGGUCCCGCGCCACCCCGCUGCUCGUCGCGGGCAUGGCGGGCAACAGGAAGGUCGUGGCCGCGCUCCUGGCGCACUCGCCGCCGCCGGGGCGGCUGGCGGCGGCGCUGCACGCGGCCGUGUCGGCCGGGGACGCCGACGGCGUGGAGGCGCUGCUGCUGGCGCCGUCGGACGCGGCGACGUACACCCCCGCGGCGGCGGCGGCGGCGCUGGCGCAGUCGCAGCUCCCCGCGGCGCUGCGGCGCGAGCUGCUGACGGCCGCGGCGCAGCACGGGCACGAGCGCAUCGUGCGGCUGCUCGUCGCGCGCGGGUGGCUCGAGGGGCUCACGUUUUCGCGGUCGUCGCUGAUUGGUGCCACGGGCCUGCUGCACGCCGCGGCGAGCAAGAGCGCGCAGGUGGGCGUCGCGCGGUUCCUGCUGGACGAGUGCGGCGCGAGCGUGGCCGCGCGGAGCCGCGCGUCGGGCAUGACGGCGAUGCACCACGCCUGCAAGAACGGACACAACUUUUGCGGGCCCAUGCUGCACCUGCUGUGGCAGCACGGCGCGUCCAUGGCCGAGCCGGACCUGCGCGGCCGCACCGUCGCGGACCUCCUCGGCCUCUCGGACCCCGCGGCCGCGCAGCUGCGGCACCGCGGCGGCCCGCGCGUCGACGGGGCCCCCGGGGACGUCGGGGGACUCUCCGCCGCCGGGCCGGGACACCCGCAGCCCGCGGGCAGCAUCGGGACGCAGCCCUCGCCGGCGUUCGUGGCGGCCGCGGCCGCGGCCGCGGCGGCGGCGGCGGGCGCGCAGCAGGGCGGCGGCGAGGCGUCCAUCAGCGUGCGCGCGUCGCGCCUCCUCAUGGCCGAGGCCACGACGCUCCUGCGCGACCGCUACCUGCUGUGGUUCUGCACCGAGGUGCUCGAGAUCCCGCAGCAGGUCACGCGCACCGCGGCGGCGCUGAACCUCCUGUCCUCGGAGACCUUCGUCGCGCGGGCGCGCCUGCAGCUCUCCGAGUGCACGCGCGCGCGGGAGGGCGCGUCCGACGGCGCGGAGGCGGCGGAGGCGCAGGAGGCGCAGCGCGAGCAGGAGGCGGUCUUCGACGCCCUCGCGCGGAUGCCGCGGGACCUGAUCGACGGGUGCAUCGUCCCCGCGGCAGUGCUCGAGAUGGACGGGCGCCUCGGCACGAAGCUCCCGGCGCUCGCGCCGGAGAACUCGGACUGA
Messenger RNA from Pedinophyceae sp. YPF-701, 1944 nucleotides. NCBI's taxonomy places the organism in Eukaryota, Viridiplantae, Chlorophyta, Pedinophyceae. The record is from the annotation of a GenBank genome assembly.